AUGCCGCGCUCCGCAGCAGACGCAACCCGCUUCACAGCCACAGGCCCCUACGCCUACGGCAAGCCCACCUCGCGCGCCUCGACCAUCGCCCUAAACUCCGCACCCGCACCGCUAAACGAGACGCCGCAGCAAAAGGUCCUCAGACUACGCGAUGCAGCGCGGAAAGCACGGGGAGGUCAGACGAGCACGUUUGAUCGGGUCGUGACGGUAGGCAGGUCGGUGGCGGACAGGGUGCACAGGUUUACGGCGAUGACGCUUAUUGGGUUUACCGGCGUAGCAAGCGUCGUGGCACUAUUCUCCCUCGGCGACAUGAUCAUCUACAACCGGCGCAAACGAAAGGAGUGGUUCAACGACAUGAGAGAAAAGGAGGCGCGGGAACUGGCUGCUGCACAAGAGGCCGCGGCGCUGGGCGCAGCAGAUGAGGAUCAGAUCUUGCUGAUCAAUCGGGUACGCGCGGCGCAAGAGGCGGAUGCGGCAAAAAAGAGCAGACCUGGCUUGUUUAAGAGGAUCACGGGUGUCUUUUACGGGGGACUGAGUCAGGAGGAGCAGCAGGGUGGGAAGCUAAAUACGUCGAUAGUGGAGCAGGCGCGGGAUGCGGUUAGUAACGCCGGUGAAGAGGUCAAAGAGGAGGGACUUGGGAUAAUGAGGGCUGUGGAAGAUAAGAGAAGGGAGGGAGAGAAAGCAAUAGAGGCGCAUGCACCGCAGGUCCGCGUCAAUGGCGGGCCGCUGGAUCAGCUCGGAGCGGAGGCCUCAGUCAAGUCGGAGGAAGCCAAGAAGAGCUGGACAAGUUGGAUGACUCGACGGUGA
This is a messenger RNA of Coniosporium apollinis CBS 100218, 807 nucleotides long. RefSeq lists its product as uncharacterized. The record is from RefSeq and is a predicted model, not a curated record. NCBI's taxonomy places the organism in Eukaryota, Fungi, Ascomycota, Dothideomycetes. The transcript has 2 exons. The coding region runs from base 1 to 807 and encodes 268 amino acids.